This is a messenger RNA of Colletotrichum phormii, 624 nucleotides long. RefSeq lists its product as uncharacterized. The transcript has a single exon. The record is from RefSeq and is a predicted model, not a curated record. NCBI's taxonomy places the organism in Eukaryota, Fungi, Ascomycota, Sordariomycetes, Glomerellales, Glomerellaceae. The coding region runs from base 1 to 624 and encodes 207 amino acids.
AUGCGUCUCGCUUCAAGCAUAUGGCUCUACGCCGUCACCGCCUCAGCUUCUCUAUCCCACAUCGCCUCCCUACGCUGCAGUGACAGCGACAUCCUCCCCACGCCCUCGUACGACCUCAAAGGCGCACUCUUCACAGUGUGCACCGAAGAAGUAAUCGACGCACCCCUCGACAAGAUCUACGACACGCUUCUCGACUUCCGCCGCUACAGUACCUGGAACACCUUCGUCGUCGAAGUAGGCCUGCCAUCCAACGUACAGGGACCGGAGGACGUAUACCCCGGGCUAUCGAUGAACUUCACCACAGCCGGCAUUAUCCCUGGUAUCAAUACCUCCUCGACCGAGGUCAUCGCCUUGCUUGCGCCGGAAGUGCGCGGCUGCAACGGCGAUGCCAGACGAGCCGUCAGUGCGUGGGGAAACGACGACGGACUUGGUGGCGCGUUUUUGCCGGCGGAGCAUCCGAAUCUGCUGACGGACUUGGGGAAUGGGUCGGUGAGGAUGGUGUCGUAUGAGACGUAUUACCUUCCCGGGGCGACGACGCUGUUACUAUUGAAGGAGACUUUGCAAGAGAGGUUUGAGACGCAGGGGAAAGAUCUGAAGAGGUUCGUGGAGGAGAGCCUUGGUUAA